GCUUUAUAAAAAAUAAAAAAGUUUGCCCUCUCUUUCAUUCCAAGGUUGGGUCUCCUCUUGGAAAGUAACUACACACAACCAUUCAUGGCUACCUCUCUCUCAUCUCUCCUCCUGUUCUUCUUCUUCCUCCUCCAUCCAGUCCCCUCCACAGCGAACAUUCAUAAAGCCAACAGCCUCCUUGCUGAACCCGCCUCCACUAUUGCUUUCAAACCCCUGGAUGACACCCCACCAACUGUUUACUUUGAAGUAACUAAACCCAUCAAUGUCCCUAAGGUUGAAUCUUGUGCUUACACUAUUCUCCAGCAAGAUUUUGGCUAUACAUAUGGCAAACCUCCAGUUCUUGCCAACUACACUCCUCCCUCUCAUUGCCCAUCUCAUCACUUCUCCAAAAUUGUCCUUGAAUGGAAUGCAACUUGUAAAGGAAGGCAAUUUGAUCGCAUUUUUGGGGUUUGGUUAGGUGGGGUAGAGCUUCUCAGAAGCUGCACUGCGGAGCCAAGAGCAACAGGGAUUUUUUGGUCUGUGCAGAAGGACAUAACAAGGUACUAUUCGUUGCUUGUUAAGAAUGAGACCCAAGAACUUGCUGUUUAUGUUGGUAAUCUUGUUGAUAGUACCUAUACUGGGGUCUACCAUGUGAAUAUAACUCUUUAUUUUUAUCCUGCUGACGAGAAAUUGAGAUAUUACGAGGAUGGCUUGAAUAAUAUUAAAGGUGCACAUGGUUCUAAGGCUGAUUUGAUCUUACCCUUUUCAAGAGAUCUGCCAUUGAAUGAUGGAUUGUGGUAUGAAAUUGUGAAUUCAACUGCUACCCAGUUGAAGAAAUUUAAGAUUCCUCAAAAUGUGUAUAGAGCUGUAUUGGAGGUUUAUGUUUCUUUUCAUGAGAAUGAUGAAUUUUGGUAUUCAAAUUAUCCUAACGAGUAUAUUAUUGCGAAUAAUCUUACUAGUACCCCUGGAAAUGGUCCAUUUAGGGAGGUUGUGGUUAGCCUUGAUGGAGAGAUUGUUGGUGCAAUUUGGCCUUUUACUGUAAUUUAUACGGGUGGGAUCAAUCCUCUCCUGUGGAGACCCAUUACUGCCAUUGGUUCAUUCAAUCUCCCUUCUUAUGAUAUUGAAAUAACACCAUUUUUAGGGAGUUUACUGGAUGGCAAGACCCAUGAGUUAGGUUUUAGUGUCACCAAUGCUUUGAAUGUUUGGUACAUAGAUGCCAAUUUGCAUCUUUGGUUGGACCAUAAGAGCACAAAAACUGAAGGAAAAGUUUUGACACAUGAGAAUACGCCUCUUGUUUUUUCUUUGAUCUCCAGUUUCAAGGAUUUAAAUGGGACAUUCUUAUCAACGGCUAGGAGGUCCAUAUCCUCAAAGGGAUGGGUAAAGUCCUCUCUUGGGAAGAUCACUACCCGUUUUAAUCAAAAUUUCAGUUAUAUCAACUCAAUGGAGCUGGGUGAUGAUGGGAAUUUGCAAAUUGUGAAUCAGAAAAUUAAUUUUAAUGACAGUGUUUCUUUCAGAAAGCUUACCUCUUCUGUUCAUUCAUUCAGAUCAUUAAAGGACUUCAGUAUUGACUUGUACUCAAACUUUUUGGAUCAAGGAAAUGGCACUUCCUUUUAUGUAACAAACCUCACACUGGGAUUCAAUGAGAAGAAAUCAAAAGAUGCUGGUUUUAGAUUUGGCACCGGCUCACUCAAAAAUCUGCAGAGUGCGCAGGGUUCUAUGGUUGUAGAGAACAACUUGGUGGUCAGUGGAGUUGGAAGUACACAGCAGGCCUACAAAUAUGAUGAUGGUAAGUUUUGCUACUCAAGGGAUGUAAGCAGCUCAAACUACACCAUUAUUGCUGACAAAGUAAGAAAUAAAUGCAAUAAAGAUGAACAGUCUCACCUUGGCUUUGGGUUUGGCAAAUGGUGGCCAUUUCUUACUUGAAGGGCUUCUCUAGCAUCUGAGUUACUGAAUAACAUUGGAGUUUAAUAAUUUGCUCAGUUCUUUCUUGAUCGCUUCAUGAAGGAAUUCAUUUUAAUAGCUGCCCUAGUCCUAGAGAUGUCUCAUGUACUGUAUUUAUGGUGGCGGCCAACAGAGAAACAGAAACAUCUUACUUGCCAUCUUAUUUGCAAUUUAAAACAGCCUGGAUCUUCCCCUUGGUCAUAGGCUGGUGAUUUUAAUGAAAUUCUUUACCCUGAAUGAGAAAAAGGGGGCUUCCUAGAUCAACUUAGGCUAUGAAUGGUUUCAGGAUGCUGUGACGUGGCGUGAGUUUAAUUGACUUAGGUUAUGUGGGACAUGAUUUUACAUGGUCUAAUGGUCAAGAUGGGGUUCAGAAUAUUCAAGAGGGGCUGAAUCAUGGUUUCGCCAAUCAGACUUGGUGUCUCAUAUUCCCGAACAUGCAGAUCCACUUUUGGUUAAGGCUGUAAGAAGAGAACCUGUAAAUAGGCCUCCAGCAUAGAUGAUGUGCCAGGCAGGAAGGUGUAAGGCUGUUUACAGAAAGCUUGCCAAGAAAUAUGCAUCCUUUAGGGAGAGGUUGAUGCAUGUGCUGCAGUUUUGGGUUUUAUUGGAGCACCUUGGACAACAUAUAGUGGAAAAGGUACAACAUAGACUAUUAUGAAGAGUUUGUGCCAUACAACACCACAUGUUGAGGGCUAUUUUCUCUCAUCUGGCUCAGGCAAUAGCUGAGUGCAUUGUUUUUGAAGCGGAGUCUGGGCAUGGGUGGACAGCUACCAUCUAGCAUGUGGGACUGUUGCUCAGAGCCUUCUAGUGAACAAGACAGCUUGCAUACAAUGUGAACAGAAGUGCAAAAAUUAAGUCAAGAGUUUUGGUUGAUGAUUAAUUUCCAUAAGCAUCACACCUAUGAUAGAAUUGCAUCCCACAACUCAAGAGGCAAAAUUUCAGGCAUUUUUGUGGACUGAAAAACGAGGAAGCAAGCAUAUAACACAGAAACAUCAUAUGGGUUGAACUACGUGUAAGAGUACAAAAAACAAUGGAUAUAUGGAAUUGCAUUUUCUGCAUUUCUGAAAUUGCAAACUAUUCAGUAUAGUUAGCAGUCAGAGCCUUAAAACACCAGUUGUUCUCUACGUUAAUGGAAAUGGUGUCCUUCUUGAGCGUGUAAAAGGAACUGGAGUUGAUGUGAUUGGGCUAGCUGGCUAGACUGGAUAGUGGAUAUGUCAGAUGGAAGGAAGUGUUCUGAUAGUGGGAUUAGCGUGCAAGGAAAUCUGGUCCUGCUUGCUUGUUUUCAAUCUUCGUUCAUUGACUGAUGAAAUUGAAGAGUUUGUGAACUAAAUUAAAAUUAUGUGAUCUAACUUACUUUCCCCCACCAUAUUCAGUAAUGUUGCCUGCUGAGAGUAUACAAAUUCAGUGUGUGUGCGCCCAGGCUUAUUUUUUAUAGGAAUGAAGUCCUUAUUCUUCAAAUUUAGUUUGUUGAAAGUCUUUUUGAAUUGAAAUUCCUUUGUCAAGUUUACUUCUCUUUGUAAAGAUCAAUUGCUUGAAUUAGUUUUUUGUAUUAGUGGCUAUAUACCUGGUAUAACAAGAGAAAGUAAAUGGUAAUCUCUAAAAGGAUGUAAUGUGUUUGAUUGAGCUACUACACAACUAUAUUGGAUAUGACUUGAGGGAAAAGCAUGCCAAAACAGGACAGUGUUUAUGUUGAUAAAUCUCAAUGGCUUAUGGAUCUUGCAGUUAUACUUCUCUUUGUAAAGAUCAAUUGCUUGAAUUAGUUUUUUGUAUUAGUGGCUAUAUACCUGGUAUAACAAGAGAAAGUAAAUGGUAAUCUCUAAAAGGAUGUAAUGUGUUUGAUUGAGCUACUACACAACUAUAUUGGAUAUGACUUGAGUGGAAAAAGCAUGCCAAAACAGGACAGUGUUUAUGUUGAUAAAUCUCAAUGGCUCAUGGAUCUUGCAGUUAUAGCUCUGAGUAAAAUAAGAAAAAAAAUUGAUUUUCCAAAAUUCUAAAUCUGAUGGAUUCAUAUGUUUUUUUUU
Manihot esculenta (cassava) is the source of this 3938-nucleotide messenger RNA. Its product is annotated as peptide-N4-(N-acetyl-beta-glucosaminyl)asparagine amidase A. The transcript is spliced from 6 exons. Gene Ontology annotation, cellular component: vacuole. The record is from RefSeq and is a predicted model, not a curated record. The coding region runs from base 85 to 1902 and encodes 605 amino acids. NCBI's taxonomy places the organism in Eukaryota, Viridiplantae, Streptophyta, Magnoliopsida, Malpighiales, Euphorbiaceae.